Molecule: messenger RNA, 3300 nt
Organism: Xylaria bambusicola
Lineage: Eukaryota; Fungi; Ascomycota; Sordariomycetes; Xylariales; Xylariaceae
Exons: 3
Coding region: 138-2603 (821 amino acids)
Biological process (GO): regulation of DNA-templated transcription
Molecular function (GO): zinc ion binding; DNA-binding transcription factor activity, RNA polymerase II-specific
Source: RefSeq, a predicted model, not a curated record
AAUUGACAGUGAACCUAUGUAGGUGGUGAAAACUUCUACUCACCGCUUGACAAUUCUGCCCGUUUUAUUAUCUCCCACCUUUCUGUCGCUUCACCUGUAUAUCCGAUGUACUGCAAGGCGCCGGCGCCAGUAACAACAUGGGUCGCCGGCCCAAUCCCUUGAUCCUCGAGUUCUUCGAGAGAGGUGCCAAACUGAAUGACAAUAGCAACCGUUACCACCACCGCUGCAAGGCCUGUGGCGAGGACUUUCCCAAGGGCCGCAUUGACAGCCUUACAAACCACCUCACCAAGAAAUGCCCUGCCAUAUCUGAGGCCGAGCGCAUCAAUGCCUGCCUGGCCCUUCACGGCAUCAAUAACGCAUCUGGCCGUCCCAAAUAUGAUGGGCUUUUGCACUCUGGUCCCAACAUGGGCCCCAAUACCAGUCAUGCCACUGGUGUCGAUACUGGGUUUUCUCUAGGUCAAACUGCUAGCCAAGCCACUGAGAUGUCACAUAACCACCUCCAGUCUCAGGCUCAGAACCAGAUCUGGACCCCCUUGGAAACAUUGGCUGAGGUAUCUCGACAAAUCGAAGCCAACGAAAAGCAUGAUGAUCACAGUGCGAUUAGUACCCACGAUCCUACAACAGAGGCCGUGCAGACUACAUUAGCUGCGGCCAUUCCCAACAUCACGUCCUCUGGAUCUAAUGCCUUCGAGUUGCAAGAACAAUUCACUCUAGAAAACCCACCGAUGAGCUAUAAUAACCAGCCUCAACAAGAGAAGAAAGAUGCGACACCUCAGAGAGCACCCGAAUAUGUUCAUCAUGAACUCUCUGCUGAAGAACAGAGGAUUCAUCAACUUUUGCAAUCCCCUGGGUCCCUUGGAUCUCCAUCGCAAACUGCCCUCUCAGUUGCCGCCGCCGCUGCAACGGCUCGACUCACUUCAUCUCUGCUGGAUCCUCAACUGCUUAGCGAUGCAGCCAUCGCUGAGCAAAUUGCCCAGGCAGCUCCGUCCACCGAUAUGAUAGUUGACUACCCAGAGCCGGAAAGAGAACAACUCACCCAAGUUGCCCAGAUCAGUCAGGCAGCUCAAGUUACGCCACCACCACCUCCUCCCGUGAGUGCUGCUGAACCAGUAGCACCAUGGCAUGGUAUGACCUACAUGUCUGAGGAUAUCCAUGGUCCAGCCACCGUCACUGAUCAUGGCCAUCAAAUGGGACCUAACCUCAAAGGUGGUUACCGUAUGAAUACUACCACCAGCCCUGAUGGUCGCCAGAAGCACAGCCGCGCGAAGUUUGACAAAGAGCGCCGAAUCGAAGUGCAAGAGGUACGUCGAAUUGGUGCAUGCAUCCGGUGUCGUAUUCUGCGCAAGGUGUGUUCCAAAGGUACACCAUGCGAUACCUGCAAAAAAGUACUAUCACCUCGUGUGUGGAGAACUGGUUGUGUCCGAACCAAGCUUUCCGAGUUUAUCGACCUAUAUUCCGCCGGGGUACAGGUGGUCAUGGCUCAAAAGCGGAUCAAUGGCUACAAGACAUCGUAUGAUUUACAGAAUACUGGUGUCGUGGUAGAGGCCUCUCAUUUCCCCGAAUCUGGACAUACCGUCACAUUCCAGGUAUUCCAAGGUUACCCUAGAGAAGAACUUGAAGAGACUCUGAAGUUAAACCCUCACCCUCCUGUCAUACUGCUUGAUAAUGACAGGGAAGACAUCCCGGGGAAAGUCGAGGCCUACAUGCGCAACAUGUUGCCAGAAUACAUCACACAUGAGCCGUCACCGCACGUUCGGGUUACAUUGCAGAUUGCAGACCAAAUUGCUAAGGAGACCAAUGACGAACUCUUGAAACGGUCGCUUGAGCUUUGGGGAAUUGUAGAAAUGAUGGAUCGGGAACGGCAAUGGACGAUGCUGGCUAAGUCACCUCAGCCCGAAGUCGAAGAUCACUGGAUCAAAGACGAUACAGAGAGUGAGGCCUACAGCAAUAUCUGCAUGCAGCUUACUGCUGCCGCUGAGCGCAAAGCAUCUCUGGCUAGCAGGAACCUGUUAAAUGGAAUUCAGCGGAGCUUGCAAGACGGCAAGACAAGGCUCGGAUUCCCUAUGUUCCUUACAGUCAUGCUCUUUCUUAAUUGUUUAGAAAAGACUACGUGGGCUUUCAAAGCUUGGGAUCAGGAGAACUUGCGCCCAAAGUGGCCCCUGGAGCGACCACCUGGCAGUUACACCAACCAAGGGCACGGCCUUACCGAGCUGUUGAGAAUGCUUCUUGUGAUUCGCCACGUUCUUCCGAAGACUGUUCAGUCCGAUCCUGAUGUGCCUAUUGUAGCCGAAGGAGAGGGACCCGAGGUCAAAAAGUAUUUUCAGGACCUUAAUGUCACUCCUCGUUAUCUUCGAAUUCGAUACCAUGAUAAUAACUUCCAGCCAACUGAUUCUCGAUCUUUAGAGUUCUUGUUUUGCGCUCAGCUUCUUCUUCACGCCCCGCCUCCCCAUGCCGAGCUUCAUCCUUUGUCUCGUGGAGGCCUCCAGGAGACCCAGCAGGAAACCCAUCAAGAAGUGCCGCAAGAAGUGUCUCAAGAAGUGCCUCAAGUUGCUUCACAAGACAUGCCUGAGGCAACUUCUCAAGAGAUCACUCAAGACGCCUAGUCAUCGUCAACUGCUCAAGAGAAAAUUCAAGUGUUCCCAGCAGUAUCUCAGACCGACGAUGCGGCUCUCACUCAGUGGCUGUUCAGCUACUAGAUGUUUCCGAUCAAGUUCCCACAAAUAUGGGCCCCUUCUUAUCCGGGAUUCUCAUGAAGCCCUUCGGCAUGCCUUAUGAAUUUGAUGUAUGAUACCACGAGAUUCCUGCGCCUCUCCGGCGCAAUUAUAUAAACAUAACACACGAGCUAGAACUGCUCGAUACGGCCGUAAUAGACCAUUGGUCAGGAAAACCAUAGAACGGAUAGAUAAAAAAUCUGUGCGAAACAGACAUAAAAUGAAACGGAUAUGGAAACGGGCUAUGACAAGAGAUGAUAUUACUAUACUAUACAUGUCUCGCGACACUUAUGCUCGGUAUAUAGGGACGGAAAGAAAAAAAAAAGGUUCUUCCCUUCUCCUGUUCAUGUGGCUAAAGGCGUUUUUUUCACGGUUGGAAUGGAACAGGAAUGAAGAUGUUCACGUGUGAUUUCUUCUGAUCUCAUUUCCUGUUUCCAGGGACUAUGUACCUAUUCCCGACGGGAUCUCUGUUCUCCCCUUUUCUUUCGUUCUUUGCUAGCACUGAGAUGGAUUGCUAGACCCUUACAUAGAUGCGAACGGAUAUAUGCGAUAUAGAAUACUAAGGAGAGAGGCCUUGUUCGCUUUCUUG